UGCAUGUUUGGUAUUAGCCCCGCCCAAGCGGGAUUUGAAAACAGCUUGAAAGAAGAAGCAGGAAACAAGGAGUUGAAAACGUUAUACAAAAGUGAAGAAAAAUUACGCAAGGAAAAAAACUCAGUCAUGGCCCCCAGGAGAAAUACAAAACUGAAAAACAAUCCCAAAAUGAUCAAGCUCGAGGCAUUUCUGGAAGAUUUCGACAGUGAAGUCAAAACACGGCUUGGACAACUUGAAGAGAAGAAGAACGUACUGUUGAGAGAGCUUGACAACAACUGGAAUUUGGCUCUCAUUAAGCAACAUUCAAUGAUUAGAAAAAUGAAUUGGCUUGAAUAUUUCAAACCCAAAUCCCCACAAGAGGAUGAUUUGAAGAGGGCUGCAAUUGUAGCAAAUGCUGCGGCCGAGGACCACGCCAUUCUCAUAAAAUCAGUCAAGAAAAUGUCGAAGAAGAAGCGCACCACCAAAUCCAGUUCAAAUGAUGAAAAUGUGCCCAGAACUUCGAGGAAGGGGAAAACUGCAAGGAAGCCUCCAUCUACAUCCAGACGUGUAAAAGCUCUGUCUGUCAGUCACCAAAAUGCUUCAGUAAGACGAUCACCAAGGAAUGCCCUGGUGACUCCUGCCAGGACUCUGCUGGACUCCUCUUUGAUUGCCCCAACCCCUUUAAUCACACCCCGUUUUGACCCAAGGCUUCCCACUACUCCGGCUGUGAGAAAUCCCCGCCACAAGGAGAGGGUCUUCAGUAUUUCAACCAAUGGCUCACCCAUCUCUUCAAGCAGUGAAGAAAUUAUCUUGAAUGUGCCCGUCGGCAACGGAGAGAGUAUCCAGCUCCUGGCCAGUCAAAUCAAUUCACUGGAUCUGUCCCUGUUGGACGAAACCACUUUGAGGAGUGUUUGCCGAUUGCAGAAUCGUCUUACAUCACUGUGUGACUCCUUGAAGUGACCCCAGCAAUCUCGUGUUGAUUUGUAAUGUGUAUAUAUAUUUUUUCAUCUUUUUCCCACAGAUUUGCAUCCUUUUAACUGCCUUCUUUAUCUGAUGGGAUAUUUUAUUUGGACUGUUUUGGUGUAGAGUGUAUUCUUUCUACAUUUUUAUUUGAAAACAAAGACCUAGUCUGGA
This is a messenger RNA of Syngnathoides biaculeatus (alligator pipefish), 1113 nucleotides long. RefSeq names its product cell division cycle associated 8 (gene cdca8). Bases 4 to 939 code for a protein of 311 amino acids. Gene Ontology annotation, cellular component: chromosome, centromeric region; spindle midzone; chromosome passenger complex. The transcript is spliced from 11 exons. The record is from RefSeq and is a predicted model, not a curated record. Gene Ontology annotation, biological process: mitotic sister chromatid segregation. NCBI's taxonomy places the organism in Eukaryota, Metazoa, Chordata, Actinopteri, Syngnathiformes, Syngnathidae.